AUGGCACUCGGCGCACUCCACCACUCUCUAGUCACCAUUGCUCAGAAUGGGGACUAUCAACUCCGUGAUGCUGCUGCUAAUGUGGUGCAAGAAUACACAUCCUCGCAGGUCGAAAGGCACUCGAGUGGCCCUGCUUUCCUAUCUGGGCAAGACCCUUUCCUUUCCGGGAAUGACGCGACCCGCUCCGGUGGCGCUUCGCUUAACAAAACUGCGGUUCGCGCCGGUUCGUCUACUACCGCGUCUGUCUCGGCGCCUGCGAACCCUACGGUAAAAUCAGCCACCGCGUCGGCUUUCCCUAGCCCAACGAUUGCCGCUUCCGGCCCAUCCACGGUAACGCCGAUCGCCUCGGCCCAGCCUCGGGGAAGCUCGGUCACCGUCAAUAAAAUCACGCGUAAAGCGCGAGCCACUGCGGAGAAGAACAAGGACGUCGUCGAGGCUAACCGCAUGGACACCAAUUGA
Molecule: messenger RNA, 459 nt
Organism: Laetiporus sulphureus 93-53
Lineage: Eukaryota; Fungi; Basidiomycota; Agaricomycetes; Polyporales; Laetiporaceae
Exons: 2
Coding region: 1-459 (152 amino acids)
Source: RefSeq, a predicted model, not a curated record